CUGCCAGAAGAUUACCAGUGGAAAUGGCGUAGCUAGUGCAUUGACGGAUUGACCCAUAAUCCAUCACACUAGCGAUACUAUAAAUACAAUUGGCAGCUUGGCACAGGACACUACACAGACAUCCCUCUCCCUCCAGUGGGCGAUUCUUUCCUUGUACCAAUCUCUCUGUCUCCGUCUUGAGAGAGAGAGAGAGAGAGAGAGAGAGAGAGAGAGAGAGAGAGAGAGAGAGAGAGAGAGAGAGAGAGAGAGAGAGAGAGAGGAGUAGGCGACGAUACAUACGCCGCCAUGGAACUGACGAGGCAGCAGCUGCUGCUUCUCGUCAUCCUCGGCGUGUCGCUGCAAGGAUGCAUUGCGCAGGGCGGGGACGGAGGAGGGCUCACGCGGGGGAGCUUCCCAAAGGGAUUCGUCUUCGGCACCGCCUCCUCCGCUUACCAGUACGAGGGAGCCGUGAAGGAGGACGGGAGAGGGAAAACCAUCUGGGACAAGUUCGCCCACACGUUUGGGAAGGUUGCCGACUUCAGUAAUGCUGAUGUCGCAGUCGAUCAGUACCACCUUUUCGAGGAGGAUAUACAGCUCAUGGCAGACAUGGGGAUGGAUGCGUAUCGCUUCUCGAUUGCCUGGUCGAGGAUUUUGCCAAAUGGUACUGGCCAAGUCAAUCAGGCCGGCAUCGACCACUACAACAGAUUUAUCGAUGCACUGCUAUCGAAAGGUAUUGAGCCAUAUGUAACCCUGUACCACUGGGACCUCCCCCAGGCCUUGGAAGACAGGUACAACGGAUGGCUGGACAGGCAGAUAGUCAAUGAUUUCGCCGAAUACGCCGAGACAUGCUUCAAGGCUUUCGGAGACCGUGUGAAGCACUGGAUCACACUCAACGAGCCGCACACGGUUGCCAUUCAGGGCUACGACGCCGGGCUUCAGGCGCCGGGGCGCUGUUCUUUGCUGCUCCAUCUCUACUGCAAGUCAGGGAAUUCAGGCACCGAGCCCUACAUUGUCGCCCACAACUUCAUCUUGGCUCACGCCACGGUUUCAGACAUCUACAGACGGAAUUACAAGGCAACUCAAAAUGGGGAACUUGGAAUAGCAUUUGAUGUCAUGUGGUUCGAACCGAUGACGAAUACGACUGCCGACAUCGAAGCUGCCAAGAGAGGGCAAGAGUUUCAGCUAGGAUGGUUCGCGGAUCCUUUCUUCUUCGGCGAUUACCCUGCAUUGAUGAGAUCACGGGUCGGGGACAGGCUACCCAAGUUCACAGCAGAUGAGGCUGCCCUUGUCAAGGGGGCACUCGACUUCGUUGGCAUAAACCACUACACCACUUACUACACCAAACACAACAGCACCAACCUCGUGGGGCGUCUGCUGCAUAACACCUUGGCAGACACCGGCACCAUCAGCCUUCCAUUCAGGAACGGGAAAGCCAUUGGUGACAGGGCCAAUUCGAUAUGGCUGUACAUUGUGCCCAAUGGGAUGAGGAGCCUGAUGAACUACGUCAAGGAAAGGUACAACAGCCCACCAGUUUACAUCACGGAAAACGGGAUGGAUGACGGCAACAGCCCUUUCACUUCCAUCAAGGACGCGCUCAAGGACAGCAAGAGGAUCAAGUACCACAACGACUACCUCACCAACCUGGCUGCCUCCAUAAAGGAGGAUGGGUGCGACGUGCGUGGCUACUUCGCGUGGUCGCUGCUGGACAACUGGGAGUGGACGGCCGGCUACUCAUCCAGAUUCGGGCUCUACUUCGUGGACUACAAGGACAGCCUCAAGAGAUACCCCAAGAGCUCGGUGCAGUGGUUCAAGAACCUGUUAAGCUCUAGCUGAAGGCUGGAAAUAUAGCUUGCUCUGUUUGGCAUUUGUCAUUUUUUCUUCAGGGCCUGACCAAGCGGUCAUCUCAAAUCAUGCAAAUUGUGCCGUGCCCAGGUCCAUGUGUACUUGUGUAGGAAGGACCGAAGGAGCACGACGAGCUGAGUGUUAAUGUUUUUAGAACCUUUUCUGGGUUAUUAAGCAUUUCAAUUCAGUGACAAAA
This is a messenger RNA of Sorghum bicolor (sorghum), 2017 nucleotides long. Its product is annotated as beta-glucosidase 6. Bases 286 to 1812 code for a protein of 508 amino acids. Lineage: Eukaryota; Viridiplantae; Streptophyta; Magnoliopsida; Poales; Poaceae. The transcript is spliced from 13 exons. Gene Ontology annotation, biological process: carbohydrate metabolic process. Gene Ontology annotation, molecular function: beta-glucosidase activity. The record is from RefSeq and is a predicted model, not a curated record.